This is a messenger RNA of Dermochelys coriacea (leatherback sea turtle), 2725 nucleotides long. RefSeq names its product NME/NM23 family member 8 (gene NME8). The record is from RefSeq and is a predicted model, not a curated record. The transcript has 15 exons. Lineage: Eukaryota; Metazoa; Chordata; Testudines; Dermochelyidae. The coding region runs from base 757 to 2541 and encodes 594 amino acids.
CCCCAACCCCUUGCCCUGAACCCCUUCCUGCACACCGCACUCCCUUCCCCGGCCCUACGUUCAUGGCCCUGCGUACACUUUUCCCACUCAGAUGUGGCCCUCGGGCCAAAAAGUUUGCCCACCCCUGGUUUAGAUCGUGGGCUUCUUUGAAUUUUUGUUUAUUGCCAGUGGCCUCUCCGUUACUUUUACUCAAAAUAACCGUGACAAAAAUCUUAAGCUUAUAAUGAGUUAUGUGCAGGUCAUUAGGCUAAAUAGAUCUCAAAUAAUGAAUGACAGAAAGUUGGAUUUGAUGCCCUUUGAGUUGAAGCUCUUACUCCAAUACUUUGUGGGAAUAUGUUCAGAUCACAGCAACUUCCAUUCCACCCAUUGGCCACGUAGGCGGUCUCAUCAGAGCAAUGGGAGAUACAACGACAUGGGGACUGAAAUGUCCUGAAAACCCCAAUAUGUUGAAAAUGUGAACUUUGUAAUGUGGUUUCCUGUGCUAUAUCUAAUUCUGUAAAUAAAUGGUGCAUUUCCGGAUAAGAUUCUUCGCUAGUGCCAAUCAGUUUAGCUCCAGUGAAGUCAGCUCUAUUUAGGGAUAGAUCCUCUGGUAGUGUAAAUGGACCUUGCCACAUUGACUUUAGUGGAGCUAUGCUGAUCUUAGUGGCCCAUAGAACGCUACUGUGUGGAAAAGGCAUUCUGUGUAAAUCAGUUCCCAUACCACAAUUUAUAUGGAGCUAAACUUACGGAGCAACGAGUAUAUUUUAGAAGUGUUUUAUGUUUUGCUGUUUUUCAUGUAAUCACAGGAAAAUGGCAGGAAAGAAGAAAGAAGUUCAACUACAGGCAGUAUUAACCAAUCAAAGUCAAUGGGAUGAAAUGUUGCUGACUAAAGGUGUAACAGUAAUAGAUGUUUAUCAGGCGUGGUGUGGGCCUUGCAAAGCUGUGGUAAAUUUAUUCAGAAAACUAAAAAACGAGUAUGGUGAAGAUGACCUUUUGCAUUUUGCUGUGGCAGAAGCUGACAGCAUUGUGACCCUGCAGACAUUUAGAGACAAAUGUGAACCUGUUUUUCUCUUUUGUGUUGAUGGCAAAAUUAUAGCACUAGUGCGAGGCACAAAUGCUCCACUUCUCAGUAAGACAGUAAUAGAGCUAAUAGAAGAAGAGAGGAAAAUUUUAGCCGGGGAAAUAGAACGCCCUCAGGUACAAGAGCUUGUGUUUUUAGAAGAGAAAGCAUCAGAAGAUUAUAUUGAAGAAAGCCAACUUGAAGAAGGAGUCAUAUACACUGUUGCAAUUAUAAAACCUGAUGCCAUUGCAGAUGGAAGAGUAGAAGAAAUUAAACAAAAGAUUACAGAAGCGGGCUUUGCUAUUGCGGCAGAAGAGGAGAAGACUUUAACUGAAAAGCAAGUUAGAGAUUUCUACAGUCGCAAUAUAGAACAGCCUGAUUUUGAAGAUUUUGUGACAUUCAUGACUGGUGGACCAUCCCAUAUUCUGAUAGUUUCUAAACCAAAGGAAGUAACUGUUGCUGUUCCACAAUGGAAAAAACUGGGUAAAUCAGAUGAGGAUACAUCUGCAGAGCCUCAGCCUGAAAAGCCAAUCAGCUUGCAAGAAGUUUUGGAAUCCAAGAAUAUGUUAAAUUUAUGUGAUGUGGAAGACAGUGUAGAAGAUGCUAGCAGGCAACUUGCCUUCUUUUUCCCAGAUUUUGGUAAAAAGAAGACUGGCCAAAAUAUUGAAAAAACAUUGGCCUUAAUUAGACCUUCUCUGUUAAAGGAAAGAAAAAAUUCUAUUCUGAAAAGGAUUAAGGAUGAUGGAUUUACAAUAGCAAUGCAAAGAGAAAUAGUUCUGACAGAAGAACAAGCAUGUCAGUUUUACAAGGAACAUGAAAAUGAAGAUUUUUUUUCAACCCUUCUAGAACACAUGACAAGUGGUCCAACCCUUGCACUUGGUUUAAUACGAGAAAAUGCUGUACAACACUGGAGAGAUUUACUAGGCCCAAAGAGGCUUGAAGAGGCUAAGAAGAAAAGUCCAGCCUGUUUACGUUCAGAGUAUGCGGUAGAGAGUGUACCUCUCAAUCAGCUGCAUGGCAGUGUGUCACCUGGUGAAGCUGAGAAGGAACUAGAGUUCUUCUUCCCUGUGGAACAUACUUUGGCAGUUAUCAAACCCACGGCUGUUAAGGAACAUAAAGAUGACAUUUUGCAGAAGGUUACAAAUGGUGGCUUUAUUGUAUCACAGAUGAAAGAAACAAAUUUCACCCAUGAAAUGGCAACGCAGUUUUAUAAGACUCAUGAAGGAAAACCCUUUUUUGACCAGUUAGUGAAUUACAUGUCUGAGGGUCCAUCAAUGGUAAUGAUCCUAACUAAAGAAAAUGCUGUGGAGGAGUGGAGGCAAUUAAUGGGUCCAACAGAUCCAGACGAGGCAAAAGAGUCUUCUCCUGAUUCACUUAGAGCUCAAUUUGCACAAGAUAUUUUGCGUAAUGCAGUUCAUGGCUCAUCUAAUAAGGAGCAUGCACUGAAGAGCAUUGAAUAUAUAUUUGGAGAGAUUGAUUUGAAUAGUCUAAGCCACAACUAAAAUCUAUCUGUAACAGUUAAAACGUAAGUCGCUAGAUGGUUAUACAGCUAUCUGUCCAUCUGUGUUUUAUGUUAUAUAUAAAAAGCAGUGAUAAAGUAAACUUUUUCUCCCUAAUGAAAUAUUUUGUUAUCAAUUAGUAACACUACUGUAGAAUGUACCAAUUUAAUUUACUAACAUGUACUAG